Molecule: messenger RNA, 2339 nt
Organism: Triticum aestivum (bread wheat)
Lineage: Eukaryota; Viridiplantae; Streptophyta; Magnoliopsida; Poales; Poaceae
Exons: 2
Coding region: 732-1694 (320 amino acids)
Source: RefSeq, a predicted model, not a curated record
GCUCCCUGCCGAGACGCACACGCCGCCGGGCGGGACCUCCACGAGCGCGUCACCCCGACGCACCCGCCAAGACCGCCGCGCCGCAGCGAGAAGGGCGGAGGUCGCCAGGGAGAGAGCAUCAAAAGGAGGAGAGGGAGGUGGAAGAGGGGCCCUGCCGCCACCGCGGGCAUGCCGCCGGCGGCGGCGGCGACAUAGGCCGACGUGGGUGAGGGAGCUGAAGGUAAGGCGGCGGGUAAUCGUCCCGUGAGUCGCGAGGGCAGCCCACGGGACGGACGGAAAAGUGGCGGCGGAUUCCUUGGUUUUCACUGUUUCGUUCCCAAAUCAGAUUCGACCGGGCAGGGCAGGCAUAUCCGGUUCUCUCCCGGAUUGGAUUGGGGUGGGAAGGAUCUGCAUCAGAACGCGGCCGGAGUAGCCGCCGGAGCUGCCGCAGUCUUGGUCUCUUUGAUUCGCAGCUCCGGCCGCCCGUGUGGUUCUAGUCGACUUGCUCUAAAGCUGUGGUAUUUGUCUCUGUCCGUCCCCAAUGGGAGGUCCAGCUCCAGAUUGGUCUGGGCUACCAGCGGACAUACUGAUCAGCAUAUUCCAGUUGCUCGAGUGCCCGGACCUCCUCCGAUCCGCCGCCGUCUGCACAUUCUGGCAAAAGCUCCACGGUCCGCGGCAGCGGUGUCUGCCCCAGUCGGCAGACCCCCUGCUUACUCUAUUGUACCGAGGCCGCCGGUGUGAAGGCUCUUGGCAUGUACAGUCUCUCCGAACGGAAGGCCUACUCCAUGCCUCUCCCUGAACCUCCCAUCAGCAACUGGAUUGGCUCAUCACACGGAUGGCUAGUCACCAUGGAUGAAAAAUCUGACCUGAUGCUGCUCAACCCUAUCACCGGUGACAAGAUUGCACUCCCUCCCGUGACAACCAUGGAGCAUGUCAAACCUGUCCUAAACGGCGAUGGGGUUCUUGAAAAGUACGAGGUGUCUUUCUACCACGGAAAGCUUCCGAGGGUGUACAGUACACCAUAUGGAUGUUCUUUGGAUAGGUGCGGUGAAGUUGUCUACAUAAAGGCGAUUUUAUCGUCUGAUCCAUCAACAGGUGAAUGCAUUGUCAUGCUCAUCCAUCAGCCGUACUGGCAGCUCUCGUUCGCCAAAGUGGGAGAUGCUCGGUGGAACUGGCUCCAAAUGCAUAGUUUCUACGCAGAUUGCAUAUACCAUGAUGGCUGUUUCUAUGCAGUGACUGAAGAAGGCGCGAUCGAUAUGUACAAUCUGGAUGGACCAUCCGUCAUCCACAGAAGGAUUUUACCAGAUAUGGUUGACGUGGCCCAGAGGUACUACAUUCUUCAGGCACCAUGGGGAGAUUUUCUCCAAAUCUACAAGGAGAGGGACUGGGAUCCUGAACAACCGGUUGGUGAGACGUAUGCAACCGCUUUCGAAGUGUACAAGGUUGAUUUUGUCGAGCAAAAGCGUGUUAAGAUGGCAGGGAUAGGUGACUGUGCGUUGUUUACUGGGAAACGCACGACAUCUUGCUUUAGCGUGAAAGAUCAUCCAGGCUUGAUGUCAAACCAUGUAUAUUAUACUCAUGAUGAUCAUGAAGAUUUAUUCGACUGCGAAGAUGAUCCCCGUGACAUAGGGGUGUACGACUUGGAGAACAAUAGCAGGACCAGGUUGGUUGGAUCAUCCAGGCUUGAUGUCAAACCAUGUGUAUUAUACUCAUGAUGAUCAUGAAGAUUUAUUCGACUGCGAAGAUGAUCCCCGUGACAUAGGGGUGUACGACUUGGAGAACAAUAGCAGGACCAGGUUGGUUGAUCCUGAACCCUGGAGGACGUGGUUCCCUCCCAUAUGGUUCACACCCAACCUUGCAAAAGCAGGAUUUCCAGAUGACAAUGGUGGGGCGCAAUAGGAUUAAGCCCGAAGAUAACGGCCAAUUGCUUCCUGAUAUUUCGUCUUGCGGCACUCUUUGCCGGGCCCACUAUGGAGGGAGAUGUUGCCAAUGGACUUGCCAUGUGCUAGUCUUGUAGUAGUGGCCUUUUUUCUUUGAUGAUGAUGAAGUUUGCCUCUGUAAUUUGCAUUCGAAGUUUCGAAUUUCUUUUUUUCUUUUUUCUUUUUGCGGUGGCGAAGUUUCGAUUUUCAACUGGGCUGUGAGUGAACUCAUCCCCGGUGUCCGAUGUUGUGUCGUCUUGUACUACUACCAGGGUCUUUGAAAUUGACAGAAGCUGGGGCGCCCCUUCUCUUCCUGUUACUAUCUACUCCUUUGAACUAAAAACAUGACAAAUGUUUUGGAACCGAAGGAGUAUGCAUUUCUUUAUCCUCGUUUGUUUAUAUUUUUUAUAUUUUUUACAGCUUCACAACUUUCCAAUUGUA